CGGUUCUCAUGUGAUCCCAUCAACUAUCCGUGACAUCGUAUUGUCGAUCUCAUUGUUCUCCAUUAUAGCCUGAUGCAUGGAAGACACGAAGGGACAUCCCUAGCUGCAUUGGUGAAUUUGAUAUCAGUGAUUUUGGUACAGUAUUUGCAACCCGACGUCUUCUGUCUGAUGAUCACCAAGAUGUAUCAUUAUCAGCAACGGGGAUUACUAGUAACGCCAUUUCAAGGACUUGUGGACCGGAGCAGCGGGCGAUCGAUGCUACAGUUACUCCACUUACCCAUCACGCAAGGCAGCUAAGCACCAUCAAUACAGGAACAAGUACGGGC
Messenger RNA from Suillus plorans, 326 nucleotides. RefSeq lists its product as uncharacterized. The record is from RefSeq and is a predicted model, not a curated record. Lineage: Eukaryota; Fungi; Basidiomycota; Agaricomycetes; Boletales; Suillaceae. The coding region runs from base 73 to 297 and encodes 74 amino acids. The transcript has a single exon.